CAAACACGCGCCCCAAUGCAGUUUGGGGAAGGUGAAUUCUGCUUUUUAAGGUCGACUUUUUCCUAUUUUGAAGCUCAAACAUACAGCGUUGGCAAACAAACGCUGGAAAAGGAUUCCUGCAGGAGGAUUUGAGCUUGAAAAAUAAGCGCUUUUCUGCAAAGACCUGAUUAAAAAAAAAACUUCUGGUUUGGAGAUUUAAGGUGAAGGUGCACAAAUAUAAACGUGCUGUUUACCUGUGACCCACUGCCCCGCCCGCCUGUAAAGCUGCAGAUAAAAGCUGCAGCAGCUGCAGAGCAGACAGGAGUAGUCAUGGACCUGUCCACCAGCCUGAUCCUGGUGGUUCUCACCACGGUUCUGCUCUGGCUGCUGAACCGCAGGAACAGCAGGAAGCAGCGUUUGCCCCCGGGCCCCCCCGCACUGCCCCUCAUAGGAAACCUGCUGCAGCUGGACAAGAAGAGACCCUUCAGGACCAUUGUGGAGCUCAGUAAGACCUACGGUCCUGUGAUGACCAUCUACAUGGGCUGGCAGAGGGCCGUGGCCCUGGUUGGUUAUGAUGCGGUCAAAGAGGCUCUGGUGGACCAAGCAGAUGACUUUGUGGGGAGAGCGCCGCUGCCGUUUCUCUAUAGAGCUACCAGAGGAUACGGGAUCGGGAUCAGCAACGGGGAACGCUGGCGCCAGCUGCGGCGCUUCGCUCUGACGACGCUUCGGGACUUUGGGAUGGGACGGAAAGGGAUGGAGCAGUGGAUCCAGGAGGAGAGCAGACAUAUAAGAGCGCACAUAAACUCAUUAAAGGGAAAACCCUUUGACCCCACAUUCUUGCUGAGCUGCGCCGUGUCCAACGUGAUCUGCUGCUUGGUCUAUGGAGAGCGCUUCAACUAUGACGACAAGCAGUUCUUGGAGCUUCUUAAAAUGAUAUCGGAGAUUUUGGGCUUCAACGGCGGCCCCAAGGGAGCGAUGUACAACCUCUUCCCGUGGCUCAUGGAGCGUCUUCCAGGCCAUCAGCACACUAUCUUCGGCUACAUUGAGGACAUAAGAAAUUUUGCCAAGAAGAAGAUCCAGGAGCACAAAGACACGCUGGACCCGAGCUCUCCGAGAGACUUCAUCGACUGCUUCCUCCUCCGCAUGGAUCAGGAAAAGGACAAUCCCACAUCUGAGUUCCACUAUGAGAACCUGGUUUCUACGGUUCUGAAUCUGUUCCUGGCAGGAACAGAAACCACCAGCUCCACCAUCAGAUACGCUCUGAGUGUGCUGAUCAAACACCCCAAAAUCCAGGAGAAAAUGCAGGAGGAGAUCGACUCUGUCAUCGGGAGAGAACGAUGCCCCUCCAUGGAGGAAAGGAAGUCCCUCCCCUUCACAGACGCCGUCAUCCACGAGGUGCAGCGAUUCAUGGACCUCACACCUUUCAGCCUCCCUCACUAUUCUCUGAAGGACAUUUCAUUCAGAGGUUACACCAUCCCCAAGGACACCAUGAUUUUUCCCAUGCUGCACUCUGUGCUUAGAGAAGAUAAGCUGUGGUCAUCUCCCUGGUCCUUCAACCCCCAAAACUUUCUGGACCAGAACGGAAACUUCAAGAAGAACCCUGGAUUUGUGCCGUUUUCUGCAGGGAAAAGAGCCUGUGUUGGAGAGUCUCUGGCUCGGAUGGAGCUCUUCCUCUUCAUCGUGUCUUUCCUGCAGGAUUUCACCUUUUCUGCCCCAAAUGGCCCCGACAGCAUCAACUUGGUUCCAGAGUACAGCGGCCUCGCCAACCUGCCUCGCAGGUACGAGCUCAUCGCCACUCCACGCUGAAGGAGCAGGUCCACCCAGGAGCUUCAUUCUUGUAAAUGGAGAACAUUACUUAAGCUGUAAUCAAACAUGGAGGACACCUCCCACCUGCUGCUCCAGACCUGAGCCCUACCAGUGCAGGGAGGAGCAGCAUGUUUAGUUGAGAAGUUUCAAUAUUCAUGCUAAAAUCCAUGGAAAAUUUGUGAUUAUAAUGAUUGGUGUAAUUUAGAAAAUCUGUUUACAUUCAUUUUUUCAUUCUAUUUUAUGCAGUCUGAUUAAGGUACUUGAUUAAAUACAUUUUUCCUCUAUAAAAAGAAUUCCUUAAUAAAUAAAAAAAACCUCCUCUUUUCAAA
Molecule: messenger RNA, 2114 nt
Organism: Oryzias latipes (Japanese medaka)
Lineage: Eukaryota; Metazoa; Chordata; Actinopteri; Beloniformes; Adrianichthyidae
Product: cytochrome P450 2F3-like
Biological process (GO): xenobiotic metabolic process
Cellular component (GO): intracellular membrane-bounded organelle; cytoplasm
Molecular function (GO): heme binding; iron ion binding; oxidoreductase activity, acting on paired donors, with incorporation or reduction of molecular oxygen, reduced flavin or flavoprotein as one donor, and incorporation of one atom of oxygen
Source: RefSeq, a predicted model, not a curated record